CGUGCGUUCGAAAAUCGUAUUCUUUUCAACUUCCAUCAAAAAAGUCCUCUUUUUAUUGAACUGUCAAGCGAAGUGCUGAGCUUGCAUCAUGUGAUGAAAAAAAACCGUGAUUUUAGUUAAUAAUCCUUGGUUUAAAGCUGUAAUUAUACGUGUUAAUUAAACGAGAAUAUCCAUGCUUACGCCUGAAAUACUAAACAGCUGCUUUAAUUACGGGAAAAUGGUGUAAAUCGUGCAUUUCUUUGACACUCUCAUCCACGUGGUGGUCGUGAAUGUCAGUUGCGGUCGACGUGUUAAUUUCGUGCUUUACAACUUUUUUACUGAAACUGGACCGUAUAGAGGAUUUUAUCUAAAUAAUGGAGACCAGCAUGUCGAGACUCAACUUGUCCAGCGUCAGGAGCCAGGCCCCGACAGAUGCCACGGGCAUGACUGACACAACAGCUGAUUCGAUUGUGGAAGCCACUACGAAUAGCCUCACCAACUCCGAUGAUGAUUGCAACUGUGAAUACAAAGAUGACAUUUGGAACCAUUUACUGGAACAGGAAGCUGAAAAGCCAACAUUACACCUUCAAUCACCCCAGCUAGAGUUCCGCGGCGCCCUAGUCCAGCAGCUCCGGGAUGUCUCCAAGAAGCUGGGUCUGAGCGUGGGAACCCUCCACUCUGCUGUGCAUCUACUCGACCUCUUCAUGGACGCUCACCGGCUGCGCGCCGACCGACUCACGCAUGUGGCGCUGGCCUGCCUGAGCUUAGCUGCUAAAAGCGAAGAGAAGCUCAGCCGCGCGCCCACGCUGAAGACGCUCAGCCGGGCGAGCGGCGCGGAGCUGUGCGGGGCCACGCUCCGGCAGCUCGAGUGGAUGGUGGGCCAGCACGCGCGCUGGAGGCUGCUCACGCCCACCCCCGUGAGUUUCGCAUCGCUCCUAGCCCAGUACGUGGUGACGGACGCCGACCUCACGACCAGACAUCCCAAGUUCGUGCGCCGGUUCAAACGAGACGGGGCAAGGCUGCUUGAAGCUUAUCUCGACUUGACCCUGUCUGACGUGCGUCUCAAGCUGGUGUCGAGCGUGGCGGUGGGCGCGGCGUGCGUGGCGUGUGCCCGCGCCGAGCUCGGCCUCCGUGCGUGCCCCGCGGCCCUGCCGCCGCGCGCGCGGGCUCAGCCGCUGGUGCCUGUCGCGAGACUGCUGCAGCGGAUGAUGCAGAUAGUGAAGUCUCGUGAAAGUGCAACGGAUAGCUCUGAAGCGGACCAGGGGUAUGGCAGUGCCCGGACGUCCCCUAGCCUCACCCCGUGUGCCUCCCCGCGCCUCCACAUCUCCCCGGCCUCCAGCUCAUGUAGCUCCUCGUCCCGCAGCCACCUCAACGUAGACUCAUCAUACCGACACAACCCCAUCCCGGAACGAAGAGAAAACAACGAAUACUCCAUACUCGACCUAGCUAAUAACACAACCAACACCGAACAGCCAUACACUCUACCUCAGGCCAUAGACAUAAACUGCCAACGGGUUGAUAACCCAACAGAUUUCAAGUACAGUAGGGCUCGUAGACUAAUUGAAGCUAGUUUUGGAACGGUUGAACCGUCCACUAGUAAGGCUGUGAAACGUGGCUUGGACAGUAGCGUUGAAAUGGACCAGAAACGGUACCGUUUGACCACUCAAAUGUCUCAGGUAGUUAUAUGACUUAGGCUGUUCUGUAUCUAGUCUUUAUUUAAUAUUGUUUGGUAAUGAUACGUCGAGUGAACUGUAUUUAAAUGUGUGUAAGUUUCAGAAAUUAUUUAUUCCAAAGAGCGUCUAGUGAUGACAAUAAUAAGUUAAAUACGUAAUAUGGUUCACUCGAAGUAUUUAAGUGUUUAGGGCAAAUUAUUUUGAUUGUUGUUACAAUCCAAAUGGUUUGUGGUUUUUUUAUGUUUCUCAAGUGUAAGUAGGUACUUAACUAAAUUUUAAUACGCUUCUUCGUUCAUAAACUAUCUCUUCUUAUAUGACUGCCAAAAUUGUAAAACGUACUUAGUUAGGCAUUUAAAAAAUGAAAGACUCGCACGUUUGAGAAGUAUAAUAUCAUAGGGAAAGUAUACAUAUUUAUUCCAAGUAAACGCUGUAUUGUAUAACAGCUAUUAUAUUGUCAUAAUUACCCAACUGCCUUAAAAUUAUAAGCACGAUGUUAAAAUUCAACUGUCAACUUGCACAAUAAUAUGAUGAGUAUGUGUGCUAUAACAUCAAUUCAUAAAAUCAUAAAUAUAAUACAAAAUAUUAUAUACUCAUUAUAUAAAAGAAAAAUAUACAAGCAAUUUAAAUAUUGUGCAAGAUGGCAUAAUAUUAAUAUAUUUAAAAACGUAAGUACUGUAGCAAAAUUAUAAAAUGUUAUUUUUAUACGGAAAAAGCUUAGGUAGGUUAGUUAGGAACGAAUUAAUAAAAUGUAGGGUAAACUUAACAGUGGAGGGCCCUAUAAUAAAAAUGAACAAUUAUUUAUGUCCCAGAUCUCUUUCAGUCCUUUGCAGCCUACAUAGGCCAGCUGUCUAGUUUACCCUAUAAU
This is a messenger RNA of Plutella xylostella (diamondback moth), 2517 nucleotides long. It is a transcript of the gene CycJ, whose product is annotated as Cyclin J. NCBI's taxonomy places the organism in Eukaryota, Metazoa, Arthropoda, Insecta, Lepidoptera, Plutellidae. The record is from RefSeq and is a predicted model, not a curated record.